Molecule: messenger RNA, 1200 nt
Organism: Prunus armeniaca (apricot)
Lineage: Eukaryota; Viridiplantae; Streptophyta; Magnoliopsida; Rosales; Rosaceae
Source: the annotation of a GenBank genome assembly
AUGAGCUGGCUCAGGAGGAUCGAGCUCGUCGAGCCCUACUACAGCCCUCCCCUUCUUCUCCGAGAAACAACCUCCAUUUUCGCUCCGAAAGCUCUACCUUUCCCUUCAUUUUUCGAAGAUGUUGAGGAGGAUUACGAGCUCGGCUACGCUCUGGACUUCUUCAGUCCUCCCAGCCCCAUCAAAACGCCGUCGCUUCUGUCGUACAAGCUGAGUCAGCGAGUUGAGAGGCUCGGAAGUGAGAUCUUGUUGCAGAGCCUGAGCGACCGAGUCAGUGAACUGGAGUCGCGGUUUGAUCGGCUGGCCAAGGUCAAAUCGGGUGGGGAUCGGAAAUACACGUGGACGGCGGUGAUCAAGGGCCCCGAGAAGCACUGCCUUGAACGGAAGUACAAAUGGACGACGGAGAUCAAAGAGGGAAAGCAUAAGAAAAAGGCGGAGAAGGAAGAGGCGACUGACAAGAAGUACAGAUGGACGGCUGAGAUUGAUGGGAAGGGAGAGAUCUCGCGCAAGUACACGUUCACAGCAUCGAAUGGUGAUUAUGCAAGUGACAACAGCGAAACGAAGGAGAAGGAGAAGGAGAAGAAAAAGAAGAAGGAUAAGAAGGAAAAGAAGGAAGGGAGGGACACGCGUCUGGUGGAGAUUGAAGAGCUUGUUGAUCAUGGGGCUGUCGUCCUAAGACAGGCUUUUGCAAAGAGAGCUGGAGCUACUGGAAAGGCUAGGGGUAAGAGGAAGGAGCUGUCUCCCCAAGAUGCAGCAAUGAUGAUACAGAUGACUUUCAGAGCUUAUCUGAUCCGCAGAUCGCAGGCUCUCCGGGCCCUUAGAGAUCUGGCAGUUGCCAAGUCCAAGUUGAAGGAGAUCAGAGCAUUGUUCAAUAACUUCUCCUACCGCCGCCGUGUAGCUCAUGAUGCAGCAGAGCGUCAGAGGUUCACUGAAAGAAUCAUUGUUCUGCUCCUCACUGUUGAUGCCAUUGAGGGCGCUGAUGUAAUGGUGCGAGCUGCGAAGAGGUCGAUGGUGGAUGAGCUGGAAGCAAUGCUCGAUGCGGUUGACCCCCAGCCUGCUGGAAAAUCACUCUCCAUGAGGAGGAGGACCUUUGAUAUGCCAGAUGGGGUCAUUCAGAGGGAAAUUGCUGAAGGUGUGGCGCAGGUUGUCCAAAUGCUGGAGCGUGAUGAGAACAGUUCUAAUACCUUCGAGGCAUGCUUGUAA